AUGGGAUUGGUAGACAGCUUGAAGGCUAAUGUUGAUGCUUCAGCAGGUGGAGCAUUUUUGAGCAAAACAUUCCGGGAAUGCAAGGUCUUACUUGAUAAAAUGGCUCAAAAUUCAAGAUGGAUAACAAGACACUCUACAAUCACUUCUGUAGUUCACUUAGUGGCUUUGGACCCAAACAAUUCCAUAGCCAAGAAUAUGGCCACUCUGAUGACGCAAAUGAGUAUCCUCUCCAAGAAUAUUGACGAAUCAGGCCAGAAGCAGAGACAAGGCGGUCAGACUUGGGGACAGCAGAAUCAACAAUAUAGGCCACCACAGCAGCAGUACAACAAUAAUAAUAAUCUUAGAUUUACACGACCACUGGGUCAGGCUGUGCCUUAUCAAUGGCAAAAAGGGUACAAUCAGCAGAAUCAGCAACUAGGUUAUCAACAACCUCAACAGCAUCAGAUAGUGCGACAAAAGGAUGGUUUGUUUGAAAUUAAAGGAAUGCUACAACAACUCAUUGGGUCCAGCGGAAAAAUGGAAGAAAAGGUCCACCAGAUGCAAGAAAAGGUAGUAUCACAUGACUCAGCUAUCAAGAGCAUUGAGAUUCAACUAGGGCAAAUAUCCAUGGCCCUUAACACUCGUCCUCAAAGGACAUUACUUGCGGACACACAUGUUAACCCAAAAGAGCAGGGCCCGAAACAGUUGAUGGUUGUUAGUCUGAGAAAUGGUAGAGACCUUGAUCUAGAGCAAGAAAUUGCUCGUGAAAGUCGACCAACCGAGAUGCUCGUGCCAGUACUGAUUGAGGUAGAUGAGUCAACAGAGCUGACAGAAGUAAGAAUCCAACUAGCGCAGGAGAAAACAAACAAGAAAAAAGAGUCUAAAAGGGGGGCUGAAGAAGUGCAAGAGAAGACAUGCAGUGCUAUUGUGACGAGACCCAUAGCUGAGAAGUUGUCCGACCCAGGGAGUUUCACAAUCCCAUGCACAAUAGGCAACUAUGCUUUUGCUACAGCAUUGUGUGAUUUAGGGGCGAGCAUAAACUUGAUGCCCUUGGCUAUUUAUAAAAGGUUAGGCAUUGGAAGAGCAAGACCCACAUCCAUGUUACUGCAGCUAGCUGACCGAACGGUGAAAAGGUCAUCAGGUAUACUUGAUGAUGUACUGGUGCAGGUUGGAAAGUUUGUGUUUCCGGCAGAUUUUGUCAUUCUGGACUGCCGGGUGGAUGAGGAGAUUCCCAUAAUUUUUGGGAGGCCAUUCUUGGCCACUGGGAGAGCUCUCAUUGAUUGCGAAACUGGGGAGCUUAAGAUGAGACUGAACGAUGAAGAGAUAACGUUCAAUGUGCAGAAGUCUGUGCAGCGACCUAGUGAGUUUGCUAACUGGUCUCUGAUAGAAGCUGUGGAUGUGAUUUUGGAGGAGGAAGAUGAGGCUCUGAACGCAAAAACCCUCUAG
Molecule: messenger RNA, 1425 nt
Organism: Nicotiana attenuata
Lineage: Eukaryota; Viridiplantae; Streptophyta; Magnoliopsida; Solanales; Solanaceae
Exons: 3
Coding region: 1-1425 (474 amino acids)
Source: RefSeq, a predicted model, not a curated record